This is a messenger RNA of Cordyceps fumosorosea ARSEF 2679, 2187 nucleotides long. RefSeq lists its product as hypothetical. The coding region runs from base 1 to 2187 and encodes 728 amino acids. The record is from RefSeq and is a predicted model, not a curated record. The transcript has 3 exons. NCBI's taxonomy places the organism in Eukaryota, Fungi, Ascomycota, Sordariomycetes, Hypocreales, Cordycipitaceae.
AUGGAUGGGACCCGAACUCAAAGUAAGACCCUCAAUGACAGACCACGCAACGGCGAUGCCUUCUCGAUCGACCAACCCAACCGUCGGUCGGGAGCCGAGCGCCACAUGUCCCGUAACAGCGCGAAUCCAGACGAGAUCGUCUUUGCGCCGCCACGAAUCAACUUUUCUUCAUCUCGAGUCAAGCUCCUUGACGGAGACAAGGCUGCCAAGGAACUAGAACAGGGACGAUUCGGCAUCCGCAGCUCCGACAAUGACCGUGCACGCGACGGCCGAGGCAACGCGCUUCGUCGGCGCGGCGACAGCGACUUUGACGGCGAAGGUUGGAGCACAGUUAAGCCGCGCAAGAGCUUUGGCGCCGAAGGUGCGGAGCGCUUCGCUGGAAAAAUGGGCGGCAACUAUCGCGACGAGGUCAAGUCGACCGACCGCGACGCCAACAGGGAACGUCAAAGCAAGACGACCGAUACUUUUGGCCGCGACAAGGAUAGGGAUGCCGAUGGCCGUACCCGCAACGGCCUAGGCAGGAAGAUGGAACCGUGGGCCAAGUCGGAGAGCAAUGUUGACGGUGCCGCACCCGAGCGACGCGAUCGUGAUCGAACGAAGAGCUGGAGAGAUCGCGAUGCAGAGCCCGUUACAGACAACCGAGCCGGUGACAAACGCUGGGGCAGAGACCGGGAUCAGCGAGCAGAGCGUGAUCCUGAAUGGUUCGACGAACCUGCCAAGGAGCAGCGUGAUGUUCACACCCAGCAGGACUUCCAAAAGUGGAUGGAACAAAUGAAGAAAGCUAAGAACGCCCAGGAGAACCAAGCCGCUGAGACGCCGGAGCCUGAAAAGCCCGAGAAGCCCGCCAAGUCCACGCCCGUCAUAGAACAAGGCCCAGACAAGUUCUUCAUGGCCUUUGGUGGCGGAACCACCAUUGACAGCCAACCCCAGGUGGAACCAACAGAAGGGGCCAGCAAGCCCAAACCAGCUGGCAAGUCAUCACGUUUCACGUCAUUCUUCGGCGGUGGCCAAGAAGAGCCUCGGCAGCACACAGAAUCGUCCACACCAGCGACAGCAGCGCCGUCGGUGCCUCCAGGCUUUGCCCACCUCUUUGGUGGAAUGACUCCCGCGAGUGCUCGUGGCGGGUCCACGGGCCCUGACGAUGAGAAGCAAGCCUUUGCACAGUUGCUUGCCAAGUUGCAAAAGCAGACCGUCAGUGCCACGCCGCCUGGCCUUUCGUUAUUCUCUCCCCCGCAACAGAAUGCCAAUGACAGUGGCAAGAAGAGCGCCGUAGCGUCACCAGAGCCCUUUCAACAAUAUGGAAAUGACCGCAGAGAAGGGCCUACUGCCAGGCCCCCUCCUCACUCACAGCAGGAAAUCCACGCCCCUCGCCCGCAGCAGCAGAACCCUCAUCCGGAUCAGCUGCUCCAGGACCUCGUUGGUCAUCAUCAUCGUGCUUCUAGUCAAAGCUCGACGCAGCGUGAUCCCUUGACGGCCACCAAGAACAACAGCAACGCUGAGUUUCUGAUGAAUCUCAUGCGCGCCCCCAACCACAACGCCCAGCGCGCGGAACAGCUGCAGAACAUGAUGGCGCACGGCGGGCACUUGCAGCAGAAGCCGUCUUCGAUGUCUCCGAUGAAUGAGCGUGACGUCCAUGCUCACCAGCAGCAGGGCCGUCCGGGUCCACCUCCGGGUUUCCCUGCCCUUGAUGACUCGUUCCGCUCGCCAGACUCCGAACCGCGACCCAACCCGACGCAGAUCUUGCAGCGACCACCGCCUCCCCCAGGCCUCGACCACAUGCCUCCAAACUGGAUGAAUGGUCCUUUCCCGCCGGGCCCGCCCCCCGGCCAACGCGGCGGCGGCGGCGGCGGCGGCCCCAUGAUCCCGCCCCCUGGGCUCCCCGGAGGUCUGCCGAACCGCAACAUGCCCAUGCCGCACAUGUUUCCGCCCAACUUCCCGCCGGGUGCCAUGCCGCCACCACCGCCCCACGAGAUGCGCGGCAGCAUGCACAUGCCACCGCCGGGUUUCUUCAACGGGCCACCUCCUCCCCACGCCUUUGGCCCGCCACCUGGCAUGCCAAACUUCAACGGCCCGCCGCCGCCGGAUCCCCGUGCCUAUGGAAGCCCACCCUUUGACGCACGCGGCAUGGUUCCGCCGCCGAACGCCGGUGAUGCUGGUCGCAACGGUGGCGGCUACGGUCGUCAGUAA